Molecule: messenger RNA, 870 nt
Organism: Lucilia sericata (common green bottle fly)
Lineage: Eukaryota; Metazoa; Arthropoda; Insecta; Diptera; Calliphoridae
Exons: 2
Coding region: 45-353 (102 amino acids)
Source: RefSeq, a predicted model, not a curated record
AGAACAGAAAAAACAAAAUAACAAAAAAUAAUACUAGAAAUGAAAUGAGUGCCUACUUAAAAUGCCUGCCUGCCUUAAUUGAUAUUGGCGUGAUGCAAGGUCCCCGUGGAAGAUCAAUCAGCAGUAACAUUAGAAACAAAACAACACCCACCAAUACUAAAAAUACCACAACCCCAGCAACAAGAACAACAACAACAGCAGCAACUAGCUUUCAUCCAGACGAAGCAAUCAUCGAAACUACUAACAGCUUUUCUCCAAUGUAUACAUCAGCCUCCCAAUCAUCCUUCGGAAGUAUAAAUUCAGCAACAAAUCUACAGCCCACUGGUGGUUAUAGACGUAUACCAGAACAUUAAAAAUUUAAGAAGUUAUAAUAUUAUUUUCCUUAUUAUUUUUCGUUUAAUAUUAUUAAUAUAUAAUUAUAAUAUAUAAAUAAAUAAAUCGUAAGUAUGGCUGAGCCACCUUUAUAAAAACAUUUUACGGGAAAUUAGAAACUAAAAAUCAAUGAAAUAAUUAUUUUUUUCCUAUAGUUACCUUGAAAUUUCCCUUUUAGCUAAACUUGGAGUUAAAAAGUGUUACAAGUAUAGUUUCAAAUUACAGUCUUAUACAAUGAAAGCAUAUCUUAAGAUUAUUUUUGUCUUAAACAUCUAAACAAUUUGGUUUAUUACGAAAGAAAAAGACAAUAUGAUCACAAAUUUUCUUCUCUCAUUUCAAAUUAUUAUUUAUAUUUUUUAAAUAUUUUUUAUCAAUUAUUAUUAUUUAGAUGUUAUUGUAGGGUAUGCCUUUAUUAUUUAGUUUUAUAUUCAUAUAUAUUGCACUGAUUUUGAAGGUUUUUUUUUAAGUUAUUGAAUUUGAUUUUGAACUGAAAUUGUG